GAUAACUUGUAUGCAUAUAAGCCCCCUUUAAUUCUCUUCUUCUUCGGUUAUCUCCCUUUUUCUAAAUGCGUAUCAAGGACAGUCGACUGUAUUCUAGUCCUAACAGUUUCAUCCCAAGUACAUAGCAACCACAGUCACGUAAAGCUUGAAUGCUGAAUGAUUCCAUUGGCAAGGGAGGUAACAUGAAUGAAGGCGGUAACAGAGCAGGAAGAUCCAACAGAAAGAGAUUCAUCGUUCUCGUGGUUGUUCUGAUUGCCGCUACAGCAGUCGCUCUGACCGUGGGUCUAGUACUUCACUAUCAGAUCAAUGACGAGGACGGCAAGGGAGAGAAGGAUGUCACAACGAGCAGGAUGGGGGUUUUGGUGGAUUGCCUCCCCGAGUUGAGACGAAAUGAGGAGAAGAUGAGUGGGAAGGAAGACGAAUGUCAGCGAAGAGGGUGCCUCUGGAGAAAGCUCUCAGAUAAAGGGGCGCCAUGGUGUACAUAUCCUAGAAGCAGCGGCUACAUCCUCAACGGCGCUAUCAACGAGACCAACCAGAGCUACAGCGCCGAGCUGACUCGAUCCCCCGCCGCACUGGCUUCAUACCAGGAACCUGUUUACGAUCUCCUCAGUGUCCACAUCGAAUGGCAGACUGAGAAUCGGGUCAGGGUCAAGAUUACUCCCAAAAAUGUGCAGCGUUGGGAGCUACCUGCUUCAAUUCUCAACAUUGAGUCAAGCAAUGGAUCGGUCAACAAAAAUACUUCUUUGUAUACAGUGACCUUCACAGAUCGACCUUGGGGCGUCGCCAUCACCAGGAAAUCUUCCGGAUCUGUCAUUUUUAACUCCUCAUUUCCUGGUAUGCUACUAUCUGACCAGUUCCUACAGUUGACCACAAGGCUGCCUAAUGAGAAUGUCUAUGGGUUUGGUGAACAUCGCCAUGAGAGUUUUAAGCACGACAUGAACUGGAGACUGUGGUCAAUGUUUACAAGAGAUUCAGGGCCCAAUUCUGACUGGAACCUGUACGGACAGCACCCAGUGUAUAUGAAUGUUGAAGAUGAUGGUCAAGCAAAUAUGGUGCUACUGAAGAAUACCAACGCUAUGGAGGUUCUCCUCCAGCCGAAUCCAGACCCAGCCAUCACAUACAUAACUAUUGGAGGUGUCUUAGAUUUCUACAUUUUUCUUGGGAGUUCACCAUCAGAUGUAGUCAAGCACUAUAUCCAGGCUAUUGGCAAACCUGUGUUCCCUCCUUACUGGAGUCUUGGGUUCCACCUCUGCCGUUGGGGCUAUCGAAACAUUACAGACAUGGAAAUGGUGAUUGAGAGAAACAGAGCAGCGCAGAUACCAUACGAUGGUCAGUGGGCAGACGUGGACACAUUUCAUAAAGCUUACGUCUUCACCUACGACAAUGUCAGCUGGACGAAUUUCCCGGAUCUGGUCAGGAGACUGAAAGGUUACAAGAUGCAUUUUGUUACCAUUGUGGAUCCUGGGAUCGGUUCUAAUGACAGCAUCAUCCAAGAAAUACAGAGAGAUUGGCCUGCAUACAACAUGACGGCCACAGGUUACGAGGCUGACAUUUUUGUCAAAGCGGCAGACAACUCUACUCUUGUAGGGGAGGUCUGGCCCGGUGUGACUGUGUACCCAGACUUCACCAACGACAACAUUCAAGACUGGUGGACACACUGGAUUCGUUUUUACCGGGAGAGUGUCGGUGUGGAUGUGGAUGCCUUGUGGAUUGACAUGAACGAGCCAUCCAAUUUUGUUAAGGGAUCAGUCAAGGGAUGCAACCAAAAUAAUCUCAACUAUCCAGUUUAUCGUCCACAUCUAGAUGGUGUUGAGGAGAAAGGCGAACUGUUUGUUAAGACUCUGUGUAUGGACUCACAGCAGACUUUAGGCAGACACUAUGACGUGCACAGCUUGUAUGCUCACACAAUGGCCGUCAAGACUUACAGGUCUCUCGAGUCAUUAUUUCCUGGUCAGCGACCCUGGACAAUGACCAGGUCAUCAUUUGUAGGGACUGGUCAUUACGCCACCAAGUGGCAAGGAGACAACCAGGCCCAGUGGAGCAACAUGCACUAUUCUAUUAUAUCACUGAUGGAGUUUGGUCUCUUUGGUUUUCCCAUGAACGGGGCUGAUAUUUGUGGCUUCUGGCUAGAGCCUAGCUACGAGAUGUGUGUUCGAUGGCACCAACUUGGAGCAUUUUAUCCUUUUGCUAGGAAUCAUAACGGCAAGGGAGAUGACCCUGUUGUUUUUAAGCACCAAGACCCGGCUUCAUUCGGCCAAGAUUUUGUUAAUUUGGUCAGACCAGUCCUGAUGACCCGAUACAAGUUCCUGCCUUACCUGUACACACAGAUGUACCGAGCCCACGCUGAGGGUGAAACAGUGUUUAAACCUUUAUUCUUUGAAUUUGCUUCAGACACAAGAACGUUGUCAAUAGACAAGCAGUUUAUGUUGGGACCAGCAUUUUUAAUUUCUCCAGUCCUGGAAGAUAAUGUAAGAAUGGUGAAGGCGUAUUUCCCUAAUGGACGAUGGUUUGAUUACAUUAAUGGCGAAGAGAUCAACAGUGUUGGUCAGAAUGUCGAUCUCAUAACGCCUUUAAAUAAGUUCAAUCUCCAUAUCCGCGGUGGGUAUAUAGUGCCCUGGCAGACACCCAAUGUCACCACAGAAGACAGUCGAACCAAUGACCUGGGCUUACUGGUAGCACUAGGACCAGACAACACAGCUUCCGGUGAAAUGUUUUGGGAUGAUGGGAAAUCAAUAGUAAAUGAAACAAAUUACAAUCUGAUCAAGUUCGAUAUUAUCAAGGCAGGGGAGUUAACAAUACGAAUAUUUGUGAAGUCUACUACAAAUAUUGGGGGACAACUUCACUUCAAAACCAUAGAGAUCUACGGGUUGUCUCGCUUGCCUCAGAACUUUGCGGUGAAUGGUCACCCUUUACCAAGCUCAAACAUCAAAGUUUACAAUAACAUUAUCUAUCUGAUGGACUUACCUAAUCUACCAAUGACUUUGAACUCCACAGUCACGUGGUCUAUUGGUUGAAGAAUCAAAUUUUAACGUCUUCUUAUUCAUUUAUCAAUUAUAUUAAUCAUGAACAAAUGAUGCAAUUAAUUUUAUUCAUCAUCAUCAUAUUACUGAAUAUAGGCUUGCAUUUUAUUAGCCACAAGUUUUGUAUUUCAAGAAAUUUUGAGAGUCAUAUCUAAAUAACUAUAAAUAAAUAU
Biomphalaria glabrata is the source of this 3193-nucleotide messenger RNA. RefSeq names its product sucrase-isomaltase, intestinal-like. Gene Ontology annotation, biological process: carbohydrate metabolic process. Lineage: Eukaryota; Metazoa; Mollusca; Gastropoda; Planorbidae. Bases 150 to 3014 code for a protein of 954 amino acids. The record is from RefSeq and is a predicted model, not a curated record. The transcript has 24 exons. Gene Ontology annotation, molecular function: alpha-1,4-glucosidase activity; carbohydrate binding.